GCCGGGGUAUUUCAGGUGGGCAGGAAUAGCCCCGGCAGUGGCGGCCCCGUGGGACCGAGCAAACCAAGUGCCCCGGUGUGCCCGGGGCCGGCGGGGACCGAGAGUGGGCAGGGCCGGCGGGGACCCCCGGCCCCCGUGCACCGAGGGCGGGCACCUCCCGCUCCGUAGCCGCGGCGGGGGCGGGUUCCGCGCCCGGCCCGCCCCGGCACCGGCCGCUCUCCUCCCGCCGCGCUGGCACCGCCGCUGCUGCCCAGGUGCGGAUCGCCGAGGGAGCCCUCCCGGACCAUGCGGGGAUGUGCCCGCGCCCUCGCUGACUCGCCCGCCGCCUGUCCCGCCCGGCACCAUGGGAGGAUGCUUCUCCAAGCCCAAGCCAGUUGAAGUGAAAAUUGAAGUUGUUAUACCUGAGAAGGAGAGAAGCAAGGAGGAGAUGUCACCCAACGGGAAAGCCAGCCCUCUGAUCUACAAAGUCAAUGGGACUGCCCGGCACUACCACCUUGAGGAGCACCCAAUUGCCAGCAACCCCUACCACAACCCAAAGGACGUGGUGGAAGCAUCUGUGUGCCAUGUAAAGGACCUGGAGAAUGGACAGAUGCGGGAGGUGGACCUGGGCUGCGGGAAGGCUCUGCUCAUCAAGGAGAGCGGGGAGUUCCAUGCCGUGGGACACAAGUGUCCCCACUAUGGGGCUCCUCUGGUCAAAGGGGUUUUGUCCAGAGGAAGAGUGCGCUGUCCCUGGCAUGGAGCUUGCUUCAGUAUCAGCACAGGGGACAUUGAGGACUUUCCCGGCUUGGAUAGUUUACCCAGGUUCCAGGUGAAGAUUGAGAAGGAGAAGGUGUACAUCCGAGCAAGCAAACAGGCUCUUCAGACACAGAGGAGGACAAAGAUGAUGGCAAAAUGCAUCUCCUUGAGCAACUACAACCUGAGCAGCACCAAUGUGCUGAUCAUUGGUGCAGGGGCAGCAGGGCUGGUCUGUGCAGAGACCCUGCGCCAGGAGGGUUUCUCUGACCGGAUUGUGAUGUGCACCAUGGACAGACACUUGCCCUAUGACAGACCGAAGCUCAGUAAGUCAAUGGAUUCCCACCCCGAGCAGAUUGCCCUGCGACCCAAGGAGUUCUUCUGCACCUAUGACAUCGAAGUCCUGACUGAAAUGCAGGUGGCGGCUGUGGAUGUCAAGAGCAAGAUAGCUGUGUUCAAGGAUGGGUUUAAGAUGGAAUACAACAAGCUGCUGAUAGCAACGGGAAACACGCCCAAAACUCUCAGCUGCAAGGGUAAGGAGAUGGAAAAUGUUUUCAACAUCCGGACACCCGAAGAUGCCAAUCGUGUGGUGAAGUUGGCCACGAGCAAGAAUGUUGUGAUCGUGGGAGCAUCCUUCCUGGGGAUGGAGGUGGCUGCCUACCUUGCGGAGAGGGCCCACUCGGUGUCCCUGGUGGAGCUGGAGCAUGUCCCCUUCAAGAAGUUCUUUGGGGAGAGGGUUGGCCGUGCUGUCAUGAAGAUGUUUGAGAACAACAGGGUGAAGUUCUACAUGCAGACAGAGGUGUCGGAGCUGCGGGAGCAGGAGGGGAAGCUGAAGGAGGUUGUGCUGAAGAGUGGGAAGGUGCUGCGUGCUGACGUCUGUGUCGUGGGUGUUGGUGCAGUCCCAGCCACAGGCUUCCUCAAGCAGAGCGGCAUCAACAUCGACUCCAAGGGCUUCAUCGUGGUCAACAAGAUGAUGCAGACCAACAUCCCAGGGGUCUUUGCUGCUGGAGAUGCUGUCACAUUUCCACUGGCCUUGAGGAAUAACAAGAAGGUGAACGUCCCCCACUGGCAGAUGGCCCACAUGCAUGGCCGCAUCGCCGCGCUGAACAUGCUGGCCCAUGGCACGGAGAUCAGCACUGUCCCCUACCUGUGGACAGCUCUGUUUGGCAAAAGCAUCCGAUAUGCGGGCCAUGGGGAAGGAUUCGAUGAUGUUGUCAUUCAGGGAGAUUUAGAUGAACUGAAGUUUGUGGCAUUUUAUACCAAUGUACCCCAUGCCUUCUCCCGCCCUGAGGGUGGCCCCCUUGCCCUUGUCGCUCAGAAUGGAGCCUGGUGGUGGAUGUGUGCAUGGGGCUUGAAGAGGAGGGUGUCCCGGAGCUGGCGUGUGGGUACCAGGACUGCAUUCCAUGCUGAGAUCCGGAGGAGUGACGAGGUGGUGGCUGUGGCCAGCAUGAACUACGACCCCAUCGUGUCCAAGGUGGCCGAGGUCCUGGCUGCUGGCAGGACCAUCCGGAAGCGCGAUGUAGAGCUGUUUGUCCGUCAUGGCAAGUACGUUCGGUUUGGGGUCCUAAGUGUGCUGGAUGUGAGGGGCUGACAGGAGGGACAACUGCCCCCCUGACUGGGCCACAUCCCUAAUUCCCAUGUUGGGGGGGACACUGGUUACAGGGGGGGUGUCCUUAUUUUGCAUCCCCCUCACAUGAUGGGCAGUGCUGGGUGGUAGGGCUGGGGCUGCCAGGAGCCACAUCUGGCACAGAUCCUGUUGGCUGGGACCUUGCUUGGCUGGGGUUUGGUGGCUUUCCAUGGAUUUUCAGCUGAAGGGCAGCUUUUAAGUAUAAAUAAAUAAAAUGUUUGAACUCAGUUUUACACAGAAUUGAGGACCUGCAGGUGACUUUUCGGACAGUUUAGUGACAGGUGAGUGAGGGCCGAGGAGGCACUGAUUGCUGGGAUCGACACCAGGUACUGCACUAGCACCAAGGCGCACCAAGAGCACUUGCCUGCUCACAUUGAGAAACCCCUCACAGUGCUGUCAUUUUCCUCUCUUUUAGAACUGGAGACAUGUCGUGGCUAACAGGGAAAGGCACCUAAAGCCACGGAUGGCUGAGCUCUCCUGAUGCUGCACUCGCCGUGGGGAGAUGGGACAGCAGCUCCAUGGCCUGCUGGGAGCUCCAUGGCUCAGCCAUUUCCCUUUGACACCUCGAUGAACCUGGCAUUGGGACCUUCCAGGAGGAUCUCACACAGCUCCUCUGUGCCUGCUGGGCUGGGGAUGGGGCUCUGCUGUUGCAAUUGCUGUGGAAUGCUAGAAAAGCAGCCCACAGAGAGCGUGAGGCUGGGCACUGGCAGAGGACAUGGGCACCAUGUGGCUCUGGGUGCUGCCACAGGGCUGAGGGUCCCCAGGCAGGUCUGCCCCACUGCCCCACGCAUGUCCCUCACUCCCACAAGCAGCCUUUGGUUGCUUCUGUGCUUUCAUGCAUGAUGCUCCUUUGCAGAUUCUCUUUGCUCCCAGCAGAGCUGCGGUGCACGUCCCUGCGGAGCCUGACGUCUGCUCCUUUCCCGCAUGGCUGCAGCGUUUGCCGCAGCUCUCCCGGGGCCCACCACCCCAGGGCGGGCCAGGAGAUCGCAGUGGGUGAUCUCUGUGCAGCUGCUGCUUGUGCUGUGCAGGCUGGUCCUGUGCAGCCCCAACAGUGGAGGUGGGUCCCUGUCUGUGCUGAGGGUCUGGAGCUCAUCAGUCCCCAUCCCAGCAUUUCCAUCAUGUCCUGGAGCAGCUGAGGGGCUGGGAUUCGUUCCCUGUCUCCUGGGGCUUGGUUUGGGCUGGGGCACUGGCAGCUCUUGGGCCCAUUGCUGGGGUGCAUUGCAGGGGUGACGGCUCAGCUGCAGCCCUGGCUGGGUGGCCACCCCUCCAGCCAGUCUUGGGAUAUCUCUUCUCAAUGCUGUCAUGGGGUCAGUGCUGUUGCUGAGGUGUUACUCGAGGAAAAGCAGCUGAGGGAGCAUUUCUGGCUGUCCAUUCUCUGGCACUUGCCCAGUGUAGUGACAAAGCUGCAUUUCCCAGCCCACCAUGCUAGUGCUCUGGUGUCCUGUCUCCAGCCCCAUGCUGAAGAAGAGCCAUGUCUACAGCUCAGGAGUGGGCCUGGCCAGCCAGAGCCCGGAGUCCAUCAGCCCAGCAGAGUGGGGCUUGAGAGUCCCUCUUGGAGAGACUCCAGUGCUUUGUUCUGGGGGCAACUCCUGGCCCAGCAGUCAGUGUUUUACCCUGAGUCCCAAACAAGAGGAUUUAUAUUUUUAAUUUGAUUCACCCCCUGUGAAUUAAAGCAAUACUAUUCUUGG
Messenger RNA from Motacilla alba alba, 4047 nucleotides. RefSeq names its product apoptosis inducing factor mitochondria associated 3 (gene AIFM3). The transcript is spliced from 22 exons. The record is from RefSeq and is a predicted model, not a curated record. Lineage: Eukaryota; Metazoa; Chordata; Aves; Passeriformes; Motacillidae. Gene Ontology annotation, cellular component: mitochondrion; cytoplasm. Gene Ontology annotation, biological process: execution phase of apoptosis. Gene Ontology annotation, molecular function: flavin adenine dinucleotide binding; 2 iron, 2 sulfur cluster binding; oxidoreductase activity, acting on NAD(P)H. The coding region runs from base 344 to 2323 and encodes 659 amino acids.